Molecule: messenger RNA, 1548 nt
Organism: Brugia pahangi
Lineage: Eukaryota; Metazoa; Nematoda; Chromadorea; Rhabditida; Onchocercidae
Source: the annotation of a GenBank genome assembly
AUGGAUCAAGGAUGUGAAUUAUUAUUAGAAUUUCGAACCUGCACAGAAACGCUUAAUAUUAGUGCAUGUACACUACCAAAAUCAAUUGAACUCUGGAAUAGUAUCGAAUUGUACACCUGUCAAUUACUGAUGCCAUCGGUUAAAGAAUAUAAAAAAUGUUUUUUAAAUAUUCGAAAUCAACAGUGUGCAAUUGACAAUAAUAUAAACCUUCAAGGAUCACCGAUCUGUCAAAUUUUGGCAUCAAUCAGAUCUGAUUUAAGUUGCAUUCAAAGAAAUAAUCAGAAUGACUGCACAACAAAUGCUUUGGAAAUAAUUGAACCGCUUGAAAGUGAAACGGAUCAUUUGUACACGCAAUUAGCGUGCUCUUAUAUUACCGCCAUUACCGCUUCUACCGUUUCGUCUACCUUUUCUAAAUUUACAGAUGAAAGCAGCAAGUUAAAAGUUAAUGGCUCACCAUAUGACAUACUGCAUAUGUUCACCAAAGUUAAUACAAUCUGUUCACAAAUUAUCAGUGAAGCGAAAUGGGAACCAAUUUAUCGUAUAGUUUGUGAACAUCGAGAAAAAUUAAUCGAACAGAGGGAAUGCUUUAUUAAUGCUUCGUUAGGCUUAGCACAGUGUGAUCAAAAGCCAAAGAACGAAACAAUCUGCAAUGCAUUGGAACAAUUUAGUAAUAACAUCGAUUGUGCGCUACGUGUAAUGCUUGACGUAUGCACAAUUGAGGCGCAAAAUGUUGCUGUAUUAGUGCAAGAUGCAUUGAGUGAUGAUUUAAUUGUGCAUCACUGUUAUGCAGAAGCAAUUAUGGAUGAUAAAUCAAUGAGUAAUGAUGAAUUCAAAUUAAAUCCAAAGAAUGUACGAUGUAGUUCAGAACAGGAAAAUUUGGCUCUAGCAUGUUUGGUGGAACUUGUUGAAGUUAAUCGAAAAAUAGCUGAAUUAAAUAGUCUCAACUUUUUGCAUGAAAUUAGUCAACAAAAUUCAACAAUCAUUUCUGGAAUUUGUAAUUUGUACAACAAAUAUGAUAAUUGUAUUAGUAAUACGGUAUUUGUUCAUUCCAAUGGAAAAAGAUGUGCAUUUAAUUCACCAUUAAAUACUCUUGCGAGGAUUGGAUUAGCACCUAUUUGCAGUAAACGUACACGUACGUUAUUACAUAGCAGCAACGAGUGCAUUCAAAAGAUUAAAAAUCGUACCGGAAUAUGUCAAUCCGGAUUGAAUAGUCUUGGCUUAGCAAUCCAUAAUAUGUUACAAGGAAUUCAUGGUGAAGCAUAUCUUUGCAAUUCAUAUUAUCUUAUUCGGGAUGCAUACCAGUGCGGUGAGAAAAUUUUCAUCGAAUUCUGUUCAGCAGAAGCUAUCCAAAAUUUGCAACAACUAUGGCGAUUGGUGAUGGAAUUAGGAGUCGAAGAAGGUUGUCCCAAAGAACGUCCAAGUAAUUUGGAUGAAAUUAUCGCACGACCAAUAAUUGCGACACCAAUCGCUAAUCCAAUGAUAAGCUCUUUUUUUUAUUCAUUCAUUUCUUUAAAGAAAACUCUUUCCUUCAAAGAAGAGAUAAUUUGA